CCUCCACAUCCCCCUCCUCCUGCGUUUAGCAUCUGAAAGGAGCUGAGUGAGAAUCGAUGGCGCAGAGGCCCGCUUGACAGGACAAUAAAGCACAAAGAAGGGGUGAGUCUUCUCCUUUUCCCUUUUUCCCCUCCCUAUCUUCACUCGCUUUUCUCCAUUUAAAGACGACCAGCGUGCGUGAGCGUGCGUGUCUCGCUGCUCCACGGGGGCCGCGACGCUUCCACGCGACGCAUCUUUUGUCAGCAUCACCCCCUUCUCUCGCAUCACAACACAAUCAGCCACCCACCACCCCUAAAAAUAACACCAUCACUCGACAACGUUUCACCUGUAAACAUCAGCAUCAUUAUCUUUAAAUGAGGGGUGUUAGAGAAAAAAGGGGGGCGUGAUGUCCUAAUGCGGUUGUCGGUGGGGUAAACAAUCCCCCCGCCCCCAACAUUUUUUUAAAUGGGGCGCUCCACUCAACUAUGUUCUAUAUCCAGAGCCUCCGCAGCAGACAUGCUCCAGCGGGCGCCGUCACCCCGCAGCUAUCACCUCCUCCCUGGCCAGGAGUGCCCCUCAUCCUCCGGCUCCCCCUUCUCCAGCUUUGCCAGACACCGACACCUUCAGACAACCGAGCCUGGCCAGAUCUCCCCAUGAGGCGGCCACCAGCACUCACACCGACCGCUCUGUAUGGAGCCUCUUGUCACUGAAUGGACAUGGAGGAUGAAGACGGGACUUGUCUUCUUGAUGUUUUAUGUGACCCCCAAGCACUGAACGACUUCCUUCAUGGAACCACUGAGCUGCAGACUGAAGACCUGCUCAUCAGCACCUCCUCUGGGGCGGCAUCUCUCUUUGCAGACACCCCAAGUCCCGGCUCGCUGCUGGGGGAUGGCGGAGGCUCCCCGAGUACACCCCCACCCGGCUGUGUGGAUCUCUCCUUCCUGGAGGAGGCCCUCCUCUCGUCACCUGAGGGUGCGGAUGACCCUGGGCAAGCGGAGGUGCCGCAGGGGCAGUCCCCGGUUGAGCCCGAAUGUCAGCCGAAGGAGGAGGUGGAAGAGAAGGAGGAAGAGGAAGUGACCUGCUGCGACAUCCUGCAGCAAAGCCUGAAGGAGGCAGACAUUACAGAGCAGACCGUUGCCCAAACAGGGGAGACGGUAUACCUUCCUGUGCCGCCGCCGCCCCCGCUGCCGUUUAUAGCCAAGGCUGUCGCCCAGGCAUUACCCAGGGACACUCAGUCGGCCGUGGAGCCCCCGCAGCCUUCCCUGUUGGCCGUAGGGCCAGGGUGCCCCUCUCUAAAACCUGCCCCUCCUCCUCAGCUGAUGGGGCUCCUGCCCGGGAACGUUUUUCCAGCCCAUUCACCAGAGAGUUCUUUGGUCCAAGGCUCCAGUAUGAUCAUUCAUAAAGCCAUGACCGCCCGGCCCCUCAUCACCCCGGCCCCAGGUAUCGUCCUACAGCGGGCCCCUCUCCCAAUCCAGCCAAAGCUAUCCAUUAGCAUUCAACCGAGACUGGUCCAAAUCAGCCCCAAGCCGCUGGGCCACAAACCUACAACGGGUCUCGCGCUAGUUCCCGGGACUGCCUCGCCAAAUAUUCUUCUUUCCCAGAAGACUUCCACCCCGGCCCCCGAGCAGCUCCCCAAACCUGUCAGCCUGCAGCUUCUCAACCAGAGUGGCUCCUUCAUGCUCCAGCCUCAAGGACUCUUUCAAGGCCAAAACCAGUUCCUUCUCCCAGGCCAGACCCAGGUUACCAUCACCCGACCUGCAGCCGGAGCUCUGCUGACCACUGCCCCGCCGGGCCAUCAAGGGACACCCUUCAGUGGGCAGAUUGUAGACAGCUCGCAGAUCCUAGCUGUACCACAGAGACAGCUGAACUUUAGCCCCGUGUUCACAACCACAGGACAACUUGCUCUCGGCCAGGCUGCAAUCUUUUCACCUACUGUCUUCCAGAUGCCGGCACAGCUCGCCGGGAGUUACGCCGAUAGCGGACGGGGGCAGAGGGCCUUGCUGCACGGACCGGCUUUGGCAAACCAAAUCACCUUGAUCAAUGGCUCUGGGAUGCUCCCCUCAGACCUACCCUCCAUAUCCAUCGUCAAUGCCUCCUCGGUGGUGCAGCGCCUACCUUUCACGGCUCAGCCCCCACAGGCGGGUGUGGCCGACGCCAAGCUCGGACUCCAGACGGCCUCAGUGGUUCUUCUACAAGAAAGAGAUGUCCCUGAAGAGAAGAGGAGCUUCGACAAAAGUUUCCUUCGAGAGCAUUUGGGUCAGGCUAUUCAACAGCAGGUGUCAGUGCAGCCCGUUGCCCCUUCACCACCCGUGGCAACUGUUCUGCAACCCACAAGGGACCCAGCGCCGGCCCCCGACGCAGCCCAAGCAGUCGAGGACAUAUCCGAGUCCCUGAGCCAGAAUCACGACUUUAUGCAACAAAUGCAACAGCAAGCACGUGUCUCGCCCGUCACCUCAGACCUGUUAGUGACACCGGUGGAUUCGCUAACCCCGCUGGUAGACAAUGAGCAAGAGAGCCAGCCAUUCAGUACUGCAUCAGACCCACAUGCCAAUGCCUCGCCGUUCCCCUCCGAGACAGAGGACGCAUCCCUGCUGGACUCAUCCCCUUCGCUCAACGACUCCGCCCCAUUCCCCGAUGCAACCCCAAUUCCCGGGUUAGAAGGCUCCUCUCCAGGACCGCAAGUCCAGUACCAGUUUCCCCAGCAGUUCCAGAGCUCAAAGGAUUUGUUUGUUGACAGCGGAGGGAUACUUGCCUCGCCGUCCCAAUCUCUAUCCUCUGAGCAUAGUUCAGUCCCUGGCAUCUCAGUGCCUCAACAGUGGCCUGACCUCUCAGCUGGUGGGGGGGUCGACACCCCCGUCCAAAUGAACACACAAAACACACCGACAACUGCCUUGGCCAUCGAGAGCGAUGUCCUGACUCCAGACAUCCACUCGCCCUCCUCCAUUAACCAGCAGUGGCCCCAGGGUGGGCCCGCAGCGCCAAAGGAGGGUGUCCCCACGCCAAGAAACCAGCAGCUAGCAGGAAUGGAGCCGAAACCUUUGGAAACCCUAACACCAGCAACAAAACGCCACAGGUUCCAGCAGAUGCUUUGCUCAGACCAUCUGGCAGUCCAGAACCCGCACACCGGCCCGGCCUUCUGCAGUCUGACCGAGGCUGCAUGCCGCCUGUUGCCGUACCAUGCCUGCGCCGGACACACGCCCUCCCAAGAGGACUUAACUUUAGUGGAUCAAGAGUUUGACAUCGUUUCGGGGUUCCUGCUGAAGCGCAGCAAGGACAUGGUGAACAAAUACAGGCAGCUACUAGUCAGGGAAACAUGGCAGGAGAGUCCAUCCGCUGAGAUGGUGAUGCUGGAACGUCUCUUCCUGCAGGCAGAGCGCUUUUCUUUCGGAGAGGACAGACGGCGGGCACAAGGGGACCCAGAGACUUUUCUGAAGUCCUUGACCUCAUCGGCAUCUGCAUCGGAGCCUCGAUCAGCAGCCCCAGCCUGGAGCAGAAUGUCAUAUCGUCCACCUGGACUCAAGACAUACCGCUCUAGUUCGCGGGGUGCUCUCAGGCUCACCAUCAAGCAGGAAUGUGGCUCCCGAAUGGUGGUGCACAGUUCCUUUGGGGACCUCGCUCUGAAGCGGGACCGUGCGGGUCGGCUGUCCAAUGGAGCGUCACGCCGUGAGGACAAGAUCCCCGACGGAGCAGAACCCAAAAAGAAAAACCUUCCAGAAGCAUCCCUGCGGGACGCCCCUAAGGUGAAAUGCCUUAGGCUGGACGUUCCGCUGCCUCUCAGUCCGCCGCCUGGAUCCCUGCAGGAAGACAGCGUGCUCAGUGAACACCUGCAGAGCGCCAUCGACAGCAUCUUGGAGCUGCAGCGCCUGCAGGGGGCGUCAGCAGAAAAACUUACAAGAACCCACGACCAGUCAGUCACCAGCGCCUUAGAGGGCCACUUGUGAGGCUAGACUUGGAUGUAGGAAUUUCCUAUCUGAGCCAACCAAAAGCUUGACUCUUGUCUUUUGCUUACCUGGAAUAAAUUGAGGACACAUCACAAAGAAAAAGCACUAUAGAUAGUUCCUUAGGUGUUAGAUACUACAUUUUGGUGUACCGCUUUGUGGUUCAUACCAAGUCUAUUUGAAUAGGAAUGCUAUGGUGUCAUAGUUUUUUUUUUUUUUUUAAGAAUUCUUUUCCAGCAGUGCCAAGCUUCCAGGGUAUUUAUUUUGAUAACACAUGCCAAUGUUUAAAGUCAAACUGACUCCAAAGAACUUGUUACCCUGCCCCCUCCCCCCACAAACACACCAGCAACUCCCCGGUCCUCGCUGAAAACUUGGGCCACCACUAGACGUAGCUCGUCGUAGUCCAAGCUGUGAAAAACAAAGUUCCCAGUCCUCUGUCCUGGAGAGAGAAGAUUGUUGGAUGUUUUUGUAAAGCAAUAAUGUUUCUGGAACCAAGGAGAAGGAAAGGCAAAAGGCUCUUGCUUGUUGCUGAUUGUUUUGUUCUGCGCAGAUGUGGCUGUGGAGACUUGGAAUAAUAGACUAUGAGGAACCGUAGACCAAGUAACAUGCAUAUCAUUGUACAUUUGGACCAAAAGGACUUGACACUUGUCUAAGAGUCCAAAUAAAAGAUUUGGGAUUUGUGUAUGGAACUUGGGGGGGAAAAAACAACAACCUCAGGACAUUUGAUCUGAAUGACUUUGGGUUUACUUGUAAAACAUUUGGGACCGAGAUUAAGUCUCCAGGUCCAGGCGACCUAAAAGAGAACUCCAAUGAAAUAUUUGAAACCCAUAUAGAACUUGCAUGAGAAGUAGUGACAUGGGAGAUGAACCAGAUCAGAAAGAGAACCUAGAGACUGACUAAAACCUUGAAAAAAGAUUUACCAGACAGAACUUGAGAUCUGUGCUGUAUUUGGAGCUAAAACCCUUCAAGACUUCCCUGAGACUUUGACCAAAUCAAUGUUUUAGAUUUGAUCCGAAUGACUAUGGACUCAAGCCACCAAAAAGUAUAUUCAAUUGCAUAAAUGUUGGAAGAGCCUUGGACCGCAACCAAAUCUCUAGGAACAUUAUAAUUCAGCAUGUUCAUAAGACUUAAGACUAGUUGACUUGCAAAAGAACGGAAAAACACUUGCACAUAAACCUUCAACACUCCCCUGAAAUGAGACAUUUUGAGAUCCAAGUCACUACAGGUCAACACUACAGCCCAAGACUUAGGCAUUUGGCCUCAUUUCAUUCUAGUUUCACAUCAUUUAGUACCUUGUAGAAGACUUCAGCAAUCAACCUUUGGGUUCUUAGGGACUCGUCUCUGUCUAAGAUAAGAACUAAACCAUUCAGACACCGAAGGACCUGGACCAAAUGACUUGCUAGCAAUUGGAAUUGAACGGGACAACACAUUUGCCCAAGACUGAGAGAUUUGCUUUAGUUCCUUGAAACUUCUAAUGAACUUCAACCAGGUAACUCCUGAGUAGCUACAGACUUGUCUCUGUGUGGGACUUGGACUGAAACAAAGGACUAAGACCAGGAAGUCCAUACUUCUGUUGAGCCACCUGGAAGCUUACCAUUAACAUGACAAUCUUUUAUCCGUAUGUGACAUUUCUUCCAAAUUUGUUGUUGGUCCCACAAAACAACUAUAAAAACUGAGGGAACAAUGACUGAAAAACAUUUUCAAAAACACUUGAGACUUAACCUUUAGGAUUCAGUGACUUCCCACAUUACUUUUUGAAUGGUCGCGGUAAGAUUAUGCAGUACUUUAGUGCGCAAAACACAUUCCAGGUUUUCUACCGGAGUUUUUGCAAGAAUGCAGUAAGAAAAAAAUAGAUGUCAGAGUGACUUUUCACUCCUUGCCAAUGCCACUUUUGUAAAAAGAACAUGGCGUUAGUCGAAUGGAAGCCCCCUCUGGAACGAACCGCCUCGUGUGCCAUUGUUGCAGUCGUCCAGAAUGUCCGACAAAGACCGUUUAGAAACUAUCUUUCGCAGUCCUCCUCAGAAAUAUUUCAAGGGACUGAUUGUUCUCAUGCCAAAAUAUAGAGGCCUUAACCCAGCGUAGCUUGGAUUGUAAACGACGCUAAAAAAUGAUCGUCUGAAGCGAUUCAUACCAUUUUUUUUUUUUUUACUGGUUUUACAGACUAUUUAUGAAAACUGUGAUUUUGUAU
Messenger RNA from Corythoichthys intestinalis (scribbled pipefish), 6105 nucleotides. RefSeq names its product BRD4-interacting chromatin-remodeling complex-associated protein. The transcript is spliced from 14 exons. NCBI's taxonomy places the organism in Eukaryota, Metazoa, Chordata, Actinopteri, Syngnathiformes, Syngnathidae. Gene Ontology annotation, biological process: positive regulation of DNA-templated transcription. Gene Ontology annotation, cellular component: SWI/SNF complex. The record is from RefSeq and is a predicted model, not a curated record. The coding region runs from base 690 to 3920 and encodes 1076 amino acids.